AUGUUCUUCAGCCUCAAGCCCAUCAUCAUCCUAGCCCUGACCCUCACUGCGGUUGCCAGCCCUAUCACCAACCCGACAGUUGAGGAGACCAAUAUUCUCGUCACCCGCGCCCAAAAGAAGGAUGUUGACUGUAAUGGGCAGAAAUUCACUGUGGCAGAUAUCAACAACGCCCUCCGUCAGGCAAAGGUCGUCGAAAAAGCCAAAGAGGAUGGAGCCACUGACUACGGUGAUUACCCCAAAGUGAACAAUAAUCACGAGAACCUCUUCAGUUCCACUAGCACACUUUAUGAGUAUCCUCUUGUAUCCGGGACCUUUAGUGGAAAGAAUGGCGUGCGUCCGGGCUUAUACCGUGUAAUCAUGAAUGAGAAAUACAACUAUAUGGGAUCGGUAUAUCACGUCGCGGGUGUGAGUAAUGCUUUCAAGAAGUGCACAAACGUCGAAGACCCUUCCACUACCACGACUACUACUACUAGGGCCACUGCCAAGGCUACUACUAAAGCUAGUAGCAGCAAGUCUGGCAGCAAGUCUGGUAAGAAGUCCAGCACCAAGAAUGGUUCACAUUAG
Messenger RNA from Aspergillus vadensis CBS 113365, 564 nucleotides. RefSeq lists its product as uncharacterized. The record is from RefSeq and is a predicted model, not a curated record. The coding region runs from base 1 to 564 and encodes 187 amino acids. The transcript is spliced from 2 exons. NCBI's taxonomy places the organism in Eukaryota, Fungi, Ascomycota, Eurotiomycetes, Eurotiales, Aspergillaceae. Gene Ontology annotation, molecular function: RNA nuclease activity; RNA binding.